AUGGGAAUAACAAUAAUUCGCAAUUCCACCGGCACGGGACGCCAGACAACAGCCAAAGGCCCGCCUGAGUACUUUACCGGCGAUGUUUGGGCGGAUGUGGCCUACGCCGACAGCUCGAUAUGGGUCGGCAAUGUCACUUUCACACCCUGUGCCCAUACCAAUUGGCACACGCAUGAAAGGGGACAGUUUCUGCGGAUCUUGGCCGGCUCUGGGUGGAUAUGUGACAGGGGUGGGAACCCACAGAGGGUAAACGUCGGAGAUAGCAUUUGGUGUCCCCCGGGGACAACGCACUGGCAUGGUGGCGAUGAUGGCAGCUACAUGACACACUUGGCGAUUGCCUUUGGAAAGUCUGAGUGGUUGGAGCCUGUUUCGGAGGUCGAUUAUGCGAGUAAAAAUGACUAG
Molecule: messenger RNA, 402 nt
Organism: Aspergillus puulaauensis
Lineage: Eukaryota; Fungi; Ascomycota; Eurotiomycetes; Eurotiales; Aspergillaceae
Product: cupin domain-containing protein
Exons: 1
Coding region: 1-402 (133 amino acids)
Source: RefSeq, a predicted model, not a curated record